UUAUUUUUAGAAAAAAAAAUAAUGCAUAGAUACAAUACAGCACAAUAGAAAAACUAUAAACUCAUGUUUUUGAGUAAAUUAAAUCAUGAAUGACAUUCGGAGCUUCUUUGGUGCUCCAAACACCAAGAAGAAUAGACCAUCUAAAGAGUCAGUGAAGGAAAUCUUAAAGAAACCAGCAAAUGAUUCGAAAGAAAAGGGAAUUGGAGAUAAAAACAAGAAAAGAAAGAACCUAAGAUUAACUAUCGAAUCAGAAUCUGAUUCAGACCAUGAGGAACCAUUACCAUCAAAGUUGAGAAAAAACAAAAAUAGCAAAGAUCAGGGAAAAGGUAGUAAGAAGACUCCUUUAAAGACUCCUUCAAAGAAUCGUAGUGAAGAAAAUGAUGAUGAUAUUGUUGUCACAUAUCAAACUCCAGGAAAACACGGCACUAAAAAAGCAUCUGCUAAAAAACAAUCAUCAGUUAAAAAAUUAAUAACACCUAAAAAAGAAGUGUUACAACCAACUACUGCUGAAGAUUUCUUUUCCUCCACCACUUCAGUUAAAAGAAAAAAGCCAGAAGAUGAUUCAUCUGAUUCCAUAGAAAAGAGUGAAGACAAAUCUAAAAAACCUGUCACUGAAAUUGAUAUUAAGGAUGAUAACAUGGAUGAUCCACCAUCUAAAAAGGUAAAGAAAGAUGCAAAGAUACAGUCUAUUCAGAAAGCAUGUAGGACUUCACCACGAAAGAAAACAAAAGCUGUUGAACAGAGUCCUGUAAAGGGGACUGCAAAAUCUCCACAGAAGGUAAAGAAAGAUGUAAAGAUGCAAUCUGUUCAGAAACCUACUAGGACUUUACAACAAAAGAAAGCAUCUGUUUUAUCCAAUAAUGAUAAUAAUGAUGACAAUGAUGAAAUUAUUGAGCCAACACCACCACCUUCGAAAAAGGCUAAUGCAUCAAAGACUUCUAGUUUAGCCAGCAAACUUUCAACCAAGGUUAGAACAACAGAAUCCAAAACAGACCAAGUUGACCCUGUGGAAUCUAAAAUGAAAGACUCGGUACAGAAGUACCUGAAGCAAGCAAAAGAUGUUGACAAGGAGAAAGCAAAAAAUCAACCUGAUACGAAUAAAACACCACAGCGAGAAAAAUCUUCACCAAAACCAGUUUCUCCAAGUGCAACAACACCAUUGACUGCUGCUUCUUUACCCUCGCAUACACCUGAUGGCAACAAGACACCAAAUACUCCACACACAGAUGAAACGCCUGUGGCGCAGAAAAAAACAAAUUAUCGGGCUUACAUAAAUAGAGAGGGUCCAUCAGCAUUAGGGUCGAAAGAAAUGCCUGUGGGUGCUGAGGAUUGCUUGCAAGGAUUAACUUUUGUACUUACUGGUGUUCUUGAUGCAUUUGAACGUGAUGAUAUUGUUGAUUGUGUCAAACGUUAUGGUGGUAAAGUCACCACGUCGGUCAGUGGCAAAACCAGUUUUGUUAUUGUCGGAAAAGAUCCUGGUCAGUCGAAAAUGGAAAAGGCGUUAAAACAUAAAACCCAUCAACUGAGUGAAGACGAAUUUCUGGAACUGGUGCGCACAAGACCUGGCAAGAAAUGGACUUCACCUAACAUUGAACCGAAUAAGACAACGUCGAAGAAAUUGAAUAUGCAAGGCCUCACACCCGAAAGUCCAAUGACAAUAGAUGGUAGUCAGUCAAGCAAUAAUUCAGAAAGUAUCUCGGAAUUUAGCCAAUCUCAAAAGAGUCAAAACACCCCGAAGAGUUUUGUUUCGGUGCAUUCACAAAAGAGUGCACUAUCGUCACCUACAUCUCAAAACACACAAUCACCUGUGGUGUCGAGUCCGAAUUUGUCACAAGGUGUCCCGUCGUUGUUAUGGGUUGAUAAAUAUAAACCAAAAGCAAUGAAGAAUAUUGUUGGCCAGCAAGGUGACAAAAGCAAUGCUAAUAAGUUGAGAAAAUGGCUGUUGCGUUGGCAAGACAACAAUGCACCAGGAAAAAAGACGAAAUCAAAUUUUUAUGCGGGCAAAGAUGAUGGUUCGAUAUUUAGGGCAGCUUUAUUAUCAGGCCCGCCUGGUGUGGGCAAAACCACGAGUGCUACUUUAGUUUGCCAGGACGCUGGCUUUUCUUUCAUUGAGAUGAAUGCAAGUGACACACGUGGAAAGAAAGCGCUUGAAACUGUCAUCAAAGAAUCUCUUUCAAAUGUGACAGUUAACGGAAUGCUGCAAGGUUCAAACAAUGGUGGAAAGAAUCAUGUAUUAAUUAUGGACGAAGUUGACGGUAUGGCUGGUAAUGAAGACAGGGGUGGAAUGCAGGAACUUAUUCAGUUGAUCAAGAAGACAAGAAUUCCUAUCAUUUGUAUGUGCAACGAUCGAAACCAUCCUAAAGUUCGCAGUCUUGCCAAUCACUGUUUUGAUCUUCGCUUCUAUAAACCACGUGUUGAACAGAUUAAGGGAUUUGCACUCAGCAUAGCCAGCAGAGAAGGUUUAAAGAUACCUCCACAAGCCAUGGAGCAGAUUGUGGUGGGUGCUAACCAAGACAUACGACAGGUUGUACAUAACCUUCAGAUGUGGACAGCCACAAGCAACAAACUGUCCUACGAUGAUGCAAAGGCUGAAGCUAACAAUGCAAAGAAGAAUAUUAAAAUGGGACCAUUUGAUGUAAUCAAGACGUUAUUCACGCAUAGUGAAGCAUCGAAGAUGUCGAUAAAUCAAAAGUCGGAUUUGUUUUUCAUGGAUUAUUCUUUCAUUCCGCUUUUUAUGCAAGAAAAUUAUCUGGGUGUCAAUCCGAGCGAAGGAAGAGGUGACAUGCAGAAAAUAUUGGAUGCUGUAAGCGACACGGCUGAUGCAAUCGCAGACGGCUGUCUUGUCGAGAAUCUGAUCAGAACCCGGCAGCAAUGGAGCUUGCUACCUCUACAGGGUUUGUUUUCUACUGUUUUACCUUCCAUGAAAAUGUCUGGACAUUUGGGACAACGCAUCGAGUUUCCUCAAUGGCUUGGUAAAAACUCCAGUCGUACUAAACACGAUCGAAUCUUACAAGAGUUGAAAACACAUAUGGCUUUGAGCUGUAACUGCAUGAAAACAGAUAUAAACAUGGAUUAUAUAUCGACUUUAAAAAACCGCUUGAAACAACCAUUGCUAGAAAAAGAUGCUGACGCCAAUGCGGCAGCUAAGGAAGUCAUUGAUCUUAUGGAUCAGUAUAAUUUAACAAGAGAAGACUGGGAUUCCGUUAUGGAAAUCGGAAAAUGGGGUAAGGAAUCGGAUGAUACGGCAAAGAUUCCAACCAAGGUAAAAUCAGCGUUUACACGUUUGUAUAACAAAGACGUUCACAAGACACCUUACGCUGUGCACCAAGCUGCCAAAAAAACUAAAAUUGCUUCAACUGACGGUGUUCUACUUGGAGAAGACGACGACCAAGCAGAUGUUGACGAUGAAGAAGAUAAUGGUGAUGAUGAUGACAUCAGCAAAGACGCCAUGAUUAAAAUGAAGAAAGAACCGGUUGCCGGUUUUUCGGCGAAGGGGAAGGGCAAAAAGCAAGCCGGUAAAAGUAAACCAACGAAAGGGAAAAGUAAGAAGUGAUAGUUGAUAUCGUGUUGUGAAUUUAAACGGAACAAGGUUUGGUAACUGGCCUUUAAUCGCAAGAGUUGGGAUUAUCUGUAUCAAGAAAGAGAAGAACUAAAUUGCUCUAGAUACCUAUGAGAGAAUCCUGAAAACAUAAAAAAUAGAAUCGUCUGUAUAUUUUCUUGCAGUUAGAAUAAAUUUAUAUGAAAA
Molecule: messenger RNA, 3745 nt
Organism: Hydractinia symbiolongicarpus
Lineage: Eukaryota; Metazoa; Cnidaria; Hydrozoa; Anthoathecata; Hydractiniidae
Product: replication factor C subunit 1-like
Exons: 28
Coding region: 86-3553 (1155 amino acids)
Biological process (GO): DNA repair; DNA replication
Cellular component (GO): DNA replication factor C complex; nucleus
Molecular function (GO): ATP hydrolysis activity; DNA clamp loader activity; ATP binding
Source: RefSeq, a predicted model, not a curated record